AUGUUCUUCCUGUCAUCUCGCGAAGCCCUGAAUGCGUUUACACGCAACCCGAGGCCCUACCUCGGUCCCAUCGGGGUGCUGCCGAGAGCGCCUGUUCGCAUCGCUGUGGUGGGCUACCUGGAGUCGGGUGCACGGUCGCUCUGUCGCCUGAUUGCCGACAGACACCAUGCCGUCUGGAUCAGCCUCACAGACCUCCUUCGAAAGGAACACGCUGCCAAGCGUGCGGAGAUGCGAUACCAAGUCCGCACCCAAGUUGAGGCCUCCCUGAUCGAACAAAUGAUCAGUCAGCGCCGACGAGAAGUUGACGCGAUCGUGACAAGUGCCUUAGUUGACAAUGCUCUUUCUGACUUGACAACGCAAGUCGUGAACGAUGUUGCUGAAUCGACCCUCGAGAAUCUCCUUCCUCCUCGGAGCGAAGACAAAUCCUCUCGUUUGAAAGAGGAAAUAACCCCAGACAAUCCGGAGAUUGUUGAGGAGGUGACAAGAGCCAUCCGAUUUGCCAACGCUAGUCCGAACUACCUCGAGCCAAAGGUGUACGUGGACGCUCUCGUCCAGGAGCUGGAACGCCUUGACUAUGAAAAUCGAAAUGUCCCGCCUUUGAAACGCAGGCAAAUACGUGGCUUUUUACUCUGCAGACCACUUAAUUGGGUGAUCGAGGGGAUACCACCGUUGCCGGAAGUGUGGCAGGAUUUGGUCCAACGCUCGAAAGCGGUGGCAUCGGAGGUGAAGUCGGUGCGAGAAGCUGUCGAGAAGCUGCACACACUAGAGCAGGCCGCUAAGCGCGCAGGCCAACGGCGUGGAGGUGACGAGGAGGAGGAAGAGGAGGCCAAGGACGAAGAAGGGCUCAUGGAAGACGGCGGGAAUGAGAAGGAUGAGUCGGAAAAUCCCUACGCCAAGACUCCCAGUCCACGUCUCGUCGCAGCUCGUCAGCUGGCCGAAGAGGCCAACGCCAAGGUCAUUCCCCCCGACCCCAUGCCUUCCUUCGUCUUCAAGCUCAAAGACGCCCUGCCUGACAACGCUUUCUUGAUUCACAAACUCUACACCAUUGGAUUUGGUCCAUUGGAAGGUUUACCAGCCCUGCCGAAGACGGCUAGGGAUGAUAUGGUUUCGAUGGAGCCCAUGGCUGCAACUGAAACUGCGGAUGGUAGCACGAAGGAGAAAACCCAAAGUAAGGCUAAAGCGGAUGACGACGAUUCCGUAACUGAGCCCCCAGAGGACCCGCCCGGCUCGAACCAGGCCUUUGACCCGAUGCCCCAGCCCGGUCCCGAAGUGGACUGUGUGCGUGACCAGUUGGUGCGCUUCGACGCGGCCUGGGAGACCUCUAAACAGGCCAUUUCUGGUUAUUCCACGGCCUACGACUUCCCGGUGCGCACACAGGAGAUAUUGAUCAGGAAGAAUACAACUCUCGACAAUAUCUACGACGAAGUUAACGAAGAAUUUGAAAAGCUCUUUCGAUUUGCGGCGAGAGAAACCUCGCAGGACGAACUUGACGAGGCGGUCGAAGCCGAGUCGGAGGGCUUCGACGAGACCGGCGGGCUGGAGGACAACCCCGCCCUCAAAGACGCCCUUGGCGAGGAGGGCGAGGAAGGAGGCGAGGAAAACGAGGAGGAGCAAGAAGAGGGCGCCGAGGAGGAGGCGGAGGAGGAAGGAGCCUCGGGAGAGGAAGGUGAGGAAUCAAUGCAAGAGGAGGACCCAUCACGUGGGACGAAUCGUCGUCUGGGCCAAACCAGUUAUUUCUGCCCAGUGGCAUAUCAUGAGCUGCGGAUCCUGAAGCCCGGUGACCCCGAGAUGGUGGUCACCUACAAAGGCCUCGUCUACUACCUCAGCGAUGAGAAGGAGCGGGACAAAUUUCUUGCCGAUCCCGAGAAAUACGUAGGUGGUGGUCACCAGGGCCCGUUAAAGCCACCGCCACUGCGCAUUGUGCUUCUGGGACCAACGGGAACAGGGAAGACCCUACACGGUCGUCAACUCGCCUGCCGACUGGAUGUCAUCCACGUGAGCUUUAAUCAGCUCCUUCAGGAUGUCAUGAUGGCCAAAUUGAAAAAGAACAUUGGUCCUGAGUACGUAGACGACGUACCGAUUCCGGUGAAAGUGAUGCCUGACCUUGAAGCCGCUGUUGCAAAGGCCUUAUUGCAAAUGCAAAACCCCGAGGACGCUGUGGAGGCAGCCGAGCCAGAGGCUGUGGAACAGGAGAGUGAUGCCACUCCAGAUGGAAUCAGUCCGCACGAUCUUGCCAUUCGCGAAUUCCUCGAGAAUGACGAACCCCUGCCGCAGGAAUCCCUGAACCUCCUUGUGGCCAGGCUCUGGCACGAGGAGCCCUACAGGUCGCGUGGAUUCAUCCUCGAGGGCUUCCCGCGCACAACCGACGACGUGACCUACAUGGUGGAAUCCAACCUCUACUUCGACUUUGCCAUUGUUCUCAAUGCCGAAACCGAUGAUGUUAUACCUAGACUACUACCUGCAAGGCUUGCCAAAUGGAAGGUCAAAAUGUCGAAGAUCAAAGCAAACAAGCAAAUAGAGGCUGAGUGGAAUAAGAAGAAAAGACAGCGUAUUAGGGAAGAGAGACGCAAGAUGAUCAUCAAAUCGAUUAAUGAGAAGAGGAUGGCCAAAUACAAACAAGGGGGAGACGACGUGGCCGAUGAAAAUUUGGACGAAAACAACGAGCUCGAUGACGAGGUCAAUGUUGACGAACUGCUGGACGAAGAGCUACCAGAAGAGGAAGCCGAAGAGAUGGAGGACGAGGAGAACGAGGAGAGUGCAGUGGAUCGAAUAACCGAGGAUAUCACCGAGAGGGUUGAAAAUGAGACUGAAAAUGUCGAAAGCGUUCUGGAAGAACUCACUGAGGCCAAGAUACCUCAUUACUCAGUUCGUGCUAACGACCGUCUCACUCGUGUCCGCUACCGCCUAAUCAAGAAAAUCAAGAACUUAAUCAUAAACCGCGAGGCCAUUUUCGAGCGUGUGUAUCCAGUGACACUGGAGGAGGCGGAAAAUCUAGUUGCAAGUGGCUUCAAACACCUCUCCUUGUUCGGACGCUUCUGUCCCGUCACGUGGAGUCGCGUCUCCACGGCCCGCUUGCCGCCACGCAACCCCUCGCCCAUCCUGCGCUACUCCGUGAUCAAUCAGAAGGCCCUGGAGCGACAGCUGGGCGACGAGAUCGACCCGACGGUGGGAAAGAAGGUGAAAAAGGGUCCCGGCGCAAUCAAAACCUGCGCUGCAGUCUACCGCGAGUGCGUCUACUGGUUCGACUCGGAAUCGGAGAGGAAGACUUUUACUGAAAAUCCCAUCGCCAUAAUCAACGCCGCCGGGGAUCAGGCUCGAACCCUUCUACAUCAGCCGCUCAGAGUUGCCAUCAUCGGGUCUCCGUCAACAGAGCGAAGCAACAUUGCGAAACGACUCGCGACUCACUUGAACGUCGCUUACGUGACCACUCCAGCGGUGGUAAGGUGGUUCCUUAGCUCGACGUGUCAAAGUUGGACGCAUCUCGCCAAUGAGAUCAAAGAGAUCAUGUUGGCGGGCAAUUCGCUUCCCGACAGCGUCGUCGCACAAGUGCUCAAGGUGGCUCUCAUAGCACCACAAAUACAAUCUAGGGGUUACAUCUUGGAUGGAUUUCCUAUAACAUCAGAACAGGCGCAAUACCUGACGUCUUCGCCCAUUCGACCCAUCCUCACUCUCGAACUGUACAAAGAUCAAUUCGGCUUUUUUUCGACAGAAGUGAGCCGGUUUUUCGAUAACUGGAAUAAUCAGGAUCCACAAAAUUGCCCGUUCCUCCAAAUCUGGUCAUCAAUCAGAUCCAGGCGUGGGCAAAUUCAGGUACUGGAGGUGCAUCUGGUUCUGGGGGAAGUAGAAGAGGAGCAGACGGAAGCGCUGACAGGCUCGGUAGAGGAAGUAGAGGCGGUGAAGGAGCUGCCGGAGGUUCAGGAAGAGAUGGUGGACAAAGUGGACGGGGUGGUCGGGACAAAAAAGGUGGUGGCUCUGGACGAGAAGAAAGUGAUGGCGGACGUGGAGGAGGAAAAGGAAAGGGAAAGGGGUCCGGAGCAGACGAUAAUGGGGAAGGUGGAUCCGGGAAGCGGAAGAGUGGUAGAGGAGGAGGAGGAGGAGGGAGUGGAAGAGAUGACGACGGUUCCGGAAGAUCAGGUGGAAGGCGAGGUGGGUAAAGGAGGUGGAGCGUCUGGUGGGUCAGGUGGCGAAUAUGAUGACGGAACUGGAAAAGGACGUUCCAGGGACAAGGCCGGUAGACAGGGUGGCCGAGGUAAGGACGGACUCAAGUCAAGAAAAGGGAAAGGUGGUGAAGACUCCAAUGACGACGGCACUGAUGACGACAACCGCGGAUCACGGAAAGGUAGAAGAGGUCGUGGAGGAAAAGGAGGUGAGGGAGGUGAAAGCGACGAUGAUGACGGGUCGGGUGGAAGAGGUGGUCGGCGUGGGAGAAAGAAGGGAGGAGAGGACGAUGAUGAUGAUGGCGGUGGAGGUGGUGGUGGUGGUGGUGGCAAAGGCAGUCAAGAAGAUGGCAGUGACCUUAGUGGAAAGAAAGAUGAGGAAGAUGAUGGAAAAAGAGAUGAUUGGGGUGUACGUCAGGGUCAAUCUCUGGAGGAACUUUACGGAAUCCCAGGCAUUGAGUGCGAUACACUAGAGAGGGAUAUUAUCAAGCACGUGGCUCACACUGACUCCGAUGGACCACGUCGGGAAUCGCUGGCGUUACUGACCGGAUUGCAGUCGGACAUCCCGACUGAUGAAGCUCCAUUAGCUAGUCAGAAAAAGUCACUAUUACUUAUCACCCAUCGAAUGGCUCAUGUGCAGGAAUAUGCAUCCACCAGGAAAAGAAAUACUGCAAGCAGCAUUUCAGAAAUGGGAGUGACUACUAACCAAGUAUACCAAGAUUUGGGUGAGUUCGGCGACUACUGCCCCGUAAGACUGGCCGAGCACGAUGAGCUAUUUGACUGUCUCAUCGAACACACUGCGCCGCUGGAGACAAGGCUGCCCGGUGUCGACGCGGCUCUCCCAAAUGCCAACUACUUUUCCGCUUUUGCCUCAACAUCGUGGCGCUACUUGAUCGACGAUCCCGACGCCGACCUGCAACCGCGAAUUCAUACCGACCUCCGCUUUGCCGUCGAGUACAGGGGCAGGAUUUACCGCACCGCGGGUCCCGAGGAGCUGCAGAAAUUUAUGGCCAAUCCUGAAAAGUACACCUCCCCUAACGCGCCCAGAGCACUGCCGGCGGAGAGCGAUCUCCCAAGGCUUCUGCCCGCGGGCUCGCCGCUUCGAGCCUCCUUCCCCACGCAAAUCUCGCUGAGAGGCUUCUGUCCGGUGUGCUUUCAGGAGUCAGGUUUACGCUAUGAGGGCCUACGAAUGGGCAAUAGGGAUAUUUUAGCCAAAUACCAAGGUUUGAUUUACGCAUUUUGCUCGGAGGACUGUAGAACAAAGUUUAUGCACCGUCCAAGCCGUUUCGGUAACCUGAAGCUGCCACACAAGUUGCCCCCGAUGAACCUGGCAAUUUCAGUCGACGAUUUGCCGCUGCCUGGUUACCUGGAACAAACCGUUGCCUAUGCUCUUCGCACCGCUCUCGCGAUGUGUGCCCAAUUUCGCCCAAAGUAUCCAUUCCUCACACCUGAACGAUCGGCACUUAUCUACAUGGCCCUGCAAUUAAUGGCGGUGAAUCCACAGAGCCCCGAGUACCUGAAAGAACGAGCACGCCGUCGAGUGGAACGGUUUGAGCGAUCCUGCUUGCUUAUUGAGCAGUUGGCAGCUACAAUGCCGCUCACCUUCGUGGAGGAACGCAAACGACCGCAUGUUUUUGCCCGGAAACUACAGGAAUUCCUUUCGCUUCAAGGACAGGAGGAUAAUGAGGAUGUCUGGGUGUCCUCUGUCUGA
Messenger RNA from Mesocestoides corti, 5868 nucleotides. The record is from the annotation of a GenBank genome assembly. Lineage: Eukaryota; Metazoa; Platyhelminthes; Cestoda; Cyclophyllidea; Mesocestoididae.